Eimeria maxima is the source of this 237-nucleotide messenger RNA. RefSeq lists its product as hypothetical. The coding region runs from base 1 to 237 and encodes 78 amino acids. Lineage: Eukaryota; Apicomplexa; Conoidasida; Eucoccidiorida; Eimeriidae. The record is from RefSeq and is a predicted model, not a curated record. The transcript has 2 exons.
AUGGCGGACACACCGCCAGAUCUUCUUGCAGCAACUGCAGCAGCUGCUGCAGCAAUAACUGCAACAGCGGAAGUGGCAGGAGAAGCAGCAGCAGCUGCAACAGCAGCAGCAGCAGCAGCAGAGGCAGCAGCAGCAGCAAGCGCGUUACGCCCCAACGGCAGCUCUUUUUGCUGCUGCUGUGUUGCUGCAGCAGCAGCAGCAGCAGCAGCAGCAGCAGCAGCAGCAAUACACAUAUAA